GCUCAUUUGAUUCAAACUUAUGCAGGAAUUACUGUCAACUUUGCAGCCGCAUCGAACGUAUUCGUUUUCUAUUCAAUAAAUUCCGAAUAUCGUGAAGCUAUCCGUGCCUUAUUUGGACAAUCCAAGAAAAUCGGAGCAAUUCACACCGAGACAUCUACAUCUCAAGAAGUGGUUCAUAAUUCAAAACGAUCAAAGUCUGUUUCUAUAUUAUCAAUGCCCAAGUUUGUCUCAUCAUCUAAAUUAUCUUCCACAAAUCCCAGAAGAAUGACACUUGUUUGAUCUAAUUUUGCUUUGACCACUUCAUCUUUGUGUAACCAUGUGAGCUCCGCCCUUUCUCAUUCGCGUUUUCCCAUGUGAAUAUUUGGGAUGGCUGAUAGUGUUGCUGAUGUUGAUUUGAGCUAUAAACUACAUUCUAUAAAAAUCUUUUCGAUCUUCUCAAACUGUUUCAUUUCUGCUCAAAAUGUUUGAUUAUAUUGACCCACUUAUUCUCCCACUCGGUUUCUUUUUCUUCUUCUGUUCUGUGAUUGGAGUUAUUGGAAAUGUUAUUAUGGUUAUUUGUACUAUUAGAACAAAACGCUUCCGUUCACCGUGCCAUCUUCUCAUUUGUGCAACAUGCAUCGCAGAUUUGCUUCAUGUUUGUGGUCAAUUCCCUUUUUGUGUACAUCUUUUUGGAAAUUUAACUUCCUCACAAGCUCAAUGCUUCUAUAUUCUUACAAUUCCCAUCGUUGGUUUCACUACUGGUGGACCAUUAAUUUUAAGCAUGGGGAUUGAUAGAUUCAUAGCUGUUAAGUUUCCAACGAAAUAUCGUUAUUACCAAGAAGAGCCAAAAUUUUAUGUACUUGGUCAAUUGGCGUUUCCUUUAUUAUACAGCGUGUUUUUCUUGGUGUAUGGGUUCAUUGUUCGAGAUACAAAUGUUAAAAACCAACUCGUGUGUUCAAACCCGCUGUCCCUGAAUGGAUCUUCAUUUCAAAUGUUCACAUAUUCCAGUGCUGUUAUCUAUGUUGCUGUAGUGCUUGUAUACUCCGCUGUUUACCUCAUGUUAAAAUCCAACAAAGCCAGUGCUAGAUUCAAAAAUGUCUUCCGAUCGAUAUUGGUUACCGUUGGAUUUGUACUACUGGGUUGGGUGACCACUACAACAGCUAACACUUUAGCGUUUGUUGUUACGAGUGACCUUUUUACGAUUCAACUCAUUCAAAUGUAUGCUGGAAUUACUGUCAAUUUUGCUGCCGCGUCUAAUGUUUUUGUGUUUUAUGCAAUCAAUUCCGAGUACCGAUCCGUGAUAAAAACAAUGUUCGGAAUAAGCUUGAAAGGUGUAAUGAUCUUCGAACCAUCAAGUACCCAAACAGUUACAAAAGUUGCCCCAGCUCGUUCAACAUCUCAACCAUCAAUCAUGUUCCAAAAAUCUUCUUUAACAGCAGCAGCUCGACGAAUGACAGUUGUAUAAUGCAUUUCUUUCACUUCUAAUAUUUUUCAAAUGUAUCCUUAUGCAUAUAUUUUUCACAUUUGUCGUUUCAAUAAAUUGGUUAUUUGGUC
Messenger RNA from Caenorhabditis elegans, 1533 nucleotides. RefSeq names its product G-protein coupled receptors family 1 profile domain-containing protein (gene srsx-27). Gene Ontology annotation, molecular function: G protein-coupled receptor activity. The record is from RefSeq and is marked reviewed. The transcript has 8 exons. NCBI's taxonomy places the organism in Eukaryota, Metazoa, Nematoda, Chromadorea, Rhabditida, Rhabditidae. Gene Ontology annotation, cellular component: membrane. The coding region runs from base 461 to 1444 and encodes 327 amino acids. Gene Ontology annotation, biological process: G protein-coupled receptor signaling pathway; signal transduction.